This is a messenger RNA of Pistacia vera, 954 nucleotides long. Its product is annotated as B-box zinc finger protein 19. Gene Ontology annotation, cellular component: nucleus. Gene Ontology annotation, biological process: photomorphogenesis; regulation of DNA-templated transcription. Lineage: Eukaryota; Viridiplantae; Streptophyta; Magnoliopsida; Sapindales; Anacardiaceae. Gene Ontology annotation, molecular function: zinc ion binding. The record is from RefSeq and is a predicted model, not a curated record. The coding region runs from base 37 to 669 and encodes 210 amino acids. The transcript has 6 exons.
UACGAGUACGUUGUUGUAGAAUAGUGAGAAAAGAAAAUGCGAACGAUUUGCGACGUUUGUGAGAACGCUGCUGCGAUUCUUUUCUGUGCAGCUGACGAAGCCGCUCUUUGCCACUCCUGUGACGAGAAGGUUCAUAUGUGCAACAAGCUGGCUAGUCGACACGUGAGGGUGGGACUAGCGGCUCCGAGUGAUGUGCCACGCUGUGAUAUAUGUGAGAAUGCGCCUGCUUUCUUUUAUUGUGAGAUAGACGGUAGUUCCCUCUGCUUGCAAUGCGAUUUGGCUGUGCAUGUUGGUGGAAAAAGAACCCACGGGAGAUAUCUCUUAUUGAGGCAGAGAGUUGAGUUUCCAGGGGAUAAGCCAGGUCAUUUGGAGGAGCUAGCACUUCAAACUUUUGAUCCAAGUAAAGUAAGGAGGGACCAGACUCAACCACCUAAGAUCACGGCAAGAGUGAACCAGCAAAAUCAUAGGGCCUCUCCUGCUCCAAUGCUAGAUGGUGAUGCUGAUGGUGACGGCAAGGUGGAAAAUAAAUUAAUUGAUCUCAAUGCCAGGCCCCAACGAGGGCAAACUUCAAAUAAUCAGGAACAGGGCAUGGAUGUUCUGAGUGGCAGUAAUCAUGAGUCACAUGGCGUGGUUCCUGUUAGAUCCUUCAAAAGCGAUCCUGAAAAAUGAACAAGAUGUGUUGUUGGUGAUGUUCUUCCAAACUCAGCUCCUGGAUCGAGUAAAUGGUUUGAACAAGUUCAUAAGAGAAAUUUGUUUGCGUUUUCCAUUUGAUUAGGAUCUGUAUUCGCUGUGAAGAGUUGGAUAGAUGAAAUAGAAUUUUAACCUGUGUGUCAAAAGUGAUCAGGCUAACGCUACUCUGAUAAUGUGAAUAUAUUGCAAUAUUGAUACUCUGUACCAAAAAUAAUUUCAGUGAAUCUGAUGAGAGUGAUUCGAAAAACAUCCACAAUUCUAUCA